Molecule: messenger RNA, 3764 nt
Organism: Phyllotreta striolata
Lineage: Eukaryota; Metazoa; Arthropoda; Insecta; Coleoptera; Chrysomelidae
Source: the annotation of a GenBank genome assembly
UUUGAACAUGAUGUAUUUUAUAGAGCAGCACAAACGGUAAUAUAACUAAGUCGAAUGGCAAAGAACGCUGCCGUGUUGACUUCACUGAGAAAUAACUGUACUAGCAAUUACUCAAUUAGAUCAUCCACAACUAAUUUUUUACAACAGCAGAUAUAUCAUAAAUGAGCACUUUGAACUUUUGUGACGUAUAAUCGAAUGAUUCUCUAUUUUCUCAUAAACAAACAGGUACUUUAAGAGGAUACAGUCAUUCUCAUUGGGCUUUUAUUCAUAAAGUACACCGCAUUUUAUCUUUUCUGUUAUAAUGAGAGUACUUAAAACCUAAAAUCGUAUUAAUAAUUAUAAAUUUAUUGCUCAAUUUUCGUUUAUGCACGUGGCCUCUGAAACGUCAAUGUCAAUAUUGUCAUUAAUGUCAAUGACAAUCGCAAAUGUCAAAAAUUAAAAUUGGUUUUUUGAUCGUUUCUUAACGAUUUUUUUAUUUUAAUUAACUCGAAUUUUUAAAAUAUGAAAGUUAUGCCAAUUAUUUCGUACGUUAUGUGCAUAAUUUUCAAUUAUCUCAAUUCGAAAUCUGCUCUGGAUGCGUUCAAAAAUUGUUCGUAAAAUUCGGAGUUAAUCAAACAAACAGAUAUUCUAAAAAAAUCUGAAAAUCGGAACGCAGUUCUAACCUCAAUUUCACGACACUGACAGCGGUGACAGCCGAUAAAUAUUUAUUUUGGAAAAGGUGUAAAAAGUUGCAUUAUUACAAUAUAAUUGGUGUAAUAAGCGAUGAAUUUGUUGCAGAUUUUAAGAACAGUACAUAACAGAUCGUUUUCUACUUCGUACACCAAAAUGGUUCGAUACCUGGGACAACAAGAGGCCCAAUCAAUAGAUAUUGAGCUCUUUAAUGAAUAUUCAUUUUCUGUUGACCAAUUAAUGGAAUUAGCCGGUUUAAGUUGUGCAGUUGCAAUUGAGAAAUGCUACCCACAAUCAGAGCUGGGUAAUAAAUCUGUAAUGGUUUGCGUGGGCCCCGGUAACAACGGAGGGGACGGUUUGGUGUGUGCGAGGCAUUUAAAAUUGUUCAACUACAAACCGAUAGUAUAUUACCCGAAACGAUCAGAAAGGCAGCUGUACAAUAACCUCACCAAACAGUGCACUUUAAUGAACAUACCUGUGAUUCAAAGUUUACCUGAAAACUCCACGGUCGAAUGCGAGUUCGGGCUCAUCGUUGACGCUUUGUUUGGCUUCAGUUUCAAACCGCCUGUAAGGGAGGAAUUUAUUCCAAUCAUCAAACUAAUGCGGGAAACUAAAGUGCCUAUUGCUAGCAUUGACAUACCGAGUGGUUGGGACGUGGAAACAGGUCCGCCGGAGGACGGAAUCAAGCCCGACCUACUCAUAUCGCUAACAGCACCUAAAUUAUGCGCCAAGCUAUAUACUGGAAAAUAUCAUUACUUAGGGGGCCGCUUUGUUCCCCCUCGUUUGGAGGAAAAGUAUAAUUUGGAUUUACCCAAAUAUCCUGGCACAGAGUGUUGCGUAUCGAUCGCACAAAAACAAUGCGCAGCCAAACAAUAAAGUCCUCAUAACCUCUAUUAUAUGUCUAUGUAACAUUUAAUAAGAGUGCCGAUCUAGUAUGAGGUCUACCAUAAUAUUUGCGGUCUACUUACAUACCUUAUGGUGCAUUUCAGUUUGCAAUAUGGUCAUUUCUAUGAGUUGAACAAAGGAAGAUUAUUAAAUAACAGUUGUUAGAGUGAAAAAGUUGCAAUCACACAAGAGCACUCUUUCUUUUUCCUUUAUAAGUAUCUAAUGGAAGUUGUCUUUAUCUCACCCAUAGUCUAAAAAACCUAUAUUGCAAACUAAAAUGAAACAACCUGUAUUUCGCCGCCCCGGUAUAUUUAAAUAUUUUAAGAGGUCAUAUUUCGAAAACUGAAACUGAAAAACUCACCUUGUAUAAUUCUGAUAUUAUACUUCUGUAAUUAUAAAUAAUUUGAAUUCGUUACCUUCUUCGUUUGCUUAAUGAAGAUAAUAUUUACGUUUAAAUAAAAACUGGUACUUCCCCAAUUAAUCGGUAAAUUUACUGUAUAAUACUGUGCUAUUGUAUAAUACUGUGAACCCCAUGCUGUUCUAUAAAUAAUAUAAUACCAGUAAAGUAUUUUCUUUGGCUUAAAUGUUGCUGUUAUACUUUGUAAUAAACACUUGUAUAAAAUAAAUUUGGGUAGACUGUACUAGACCGGUACCUUAAUAAGUAUCUAUGUUGAUCUGUAGGAACCCUUGAUUGUUGUAUUUAACUUAUUACGGUUGUUAUUCUAAUUUUUAUUAGCAUGUUUUAAUUGUUUUUAUCGGUUCCGAUACAAGAAGACUUAAUUUUUGUGAUGUUAGUGUAAUUGUUUAGGUAUAAUACAGUUUAAAGCAUUUAAUGCGAAAAUAUUUUAAAUUCUAUAUGUAUAUGAUAAGAGAUAUAAAAUAUUAAUUGCACAAAUAUAUACCUAUAGUUUUAAUAAGAAGAUUUAUGUAUGUACUCAAAUUAUCACUGCAAAUCCUAUAAGACCAAUAUUGAAUAUUUUAUUGUAACAUCUUUGUAAGCAAUGUGCGUUAGAGAAAAUAAAAUAUUUAUCGUUAUUACUGUUGAUAUUCUCCACAUUUCCAAUUUCCUAAUACAACAAUAAUACACAUCAACCUCAAACAUUUUAUUUCAAUAAAACACUUGUGCUCAAUUGGAAAACUGAAAAAGCAAAGCGGACGGUGUACGCAGUGGGAUCAUUUGCUUCAAACCGUUCUUCCCGUCGACUAUCCAAUAAUCUCUCCCGUUCACGAACUUCUUGGUGCCGCCUCUUUCGUAGUAAAACGGCGGCUUGAACAGCGUUUGAUAGGAAGGCGGCGGAGUAACCUGCAAAUUCGACCUAAACGCGCGGCUCUUGUGGUUGUUCGGCCAGCCGUUCGCUCGCAUCCUCCCGGCUUUCCUCUUCCUGUAUCGUCUCUGGCACACCCUCCACAGCACUUCCAUGAGGAAAACGCACAGCGCCACCGCCAAGCCGCCGCCGACGAUGAUGUAGGUCAGCAGCAAGUCGGUGUUCCUGAGCUUGCGCUCCGUGCUGCCCAAGUCCAGCGGGCAUAUCUCCGCAUCCGGAAGGUUCUCCUUUAACUUGAACUCUAUUAUACCGCCUUCUAUCAAUCGCUGUAUCCUGAAAUUAUAGAUUAAGAGGAUUUGCAGAUGUUUCAUUGGUGCGAUGGAACUUACGCGUAAUUAAAGAGUUCUUUAUAUUUGAAAUUCUUGGAGUAGGCGAAAGCUCUGGAGAAUUUGACUAUGGGAAAUUUCGCGAUAACGUAAGUGCACCUUUUGCUCUCUUCCAUGCCUCCAUUGGCUUUUUGCCUGUAGUCUUUGUACAUUAUGUGGUUGAUGACGGUUUUCUCUCGAAUGAACAUCAUGUCUCUUUUGUAAACGUAGCUGUCCAGUAUCUCCAUAUCUAAGCAAAACCAUUGCAUUUUGAAUUAAAUUAUAAAAAUAUUUUCAUAGAUACCUGGGUAAUUGGCAAACACCUUCAGAUUGCCCAAUUUUUCAAUCAGUUUCUCCUGGUAGAUGUGCUCGUCGUUUUUAUCAGCCAGAAUUUGAUCCCUUACAGGAUUCCCUUUGUUCGUCACCCAACGAUAAUGCUUCUUUCCUAUAUCCUCCGGAGCCGUUAUGGGCAGAGUAAACUUGGACAGGGUCAGAAAAGCUGUCAAGUUCGCCGUGUAAAACGCCGUUAAUAUUAAUAUAAACAACCACCAAGUGGAAAACAAAAGUCUAGAAGUAUCUG